Molecule: messenger RNA, 3383 nt
Organism: Notechis scutatus (mainland tiger snake)
Lineage: Eukaryota; Metazoa; Chordata; Lepidosauria; Squamata; Elapidae
Source: RefSeq, a predicted model, not a curated record
CAGCGGCUGGGGCCAACCCAACGCUGUCCGGCGGCCAGCACCCUACUCCGCCUCCCUUCCAAGCCCCGCCGCGCGCGUCCUUCCCCAGAGUCCAGCUCCUCCUCCUCCUCCUCGCCGAGAAGCACCGGGCACUCGUCGGCCGUCUCCUUCCCAGCAAAAAUGAGGUUUUCCGCCUUACGCCGCCUGCUCUGCAGACCAGCCGGGCCCGCCAAGAAAAACGUCGGCGGCUUCCCUAGCAAAAGGCUGCGCCCCGUCGUGCCGGCCGCUUGCUCCGCGACUCUCUCGCCCCAGCGAGGGAUAAGCAGCAGCACGCGGCACUGCGGCGAGAAGCAACAAGGCACCGGCAGCGAAGGCGCUCAAAGCUCCGCGCUGAGAGAAAUCAUUGAAACCUCAAGAAAAGCCCUGUAUUUACUGAAGCAAGAACACCCUAAAUUUAAGCCAACACUUUCUGUUAUACAGGUUGGUGAUGAUUAUUUGGGACAAGAAAUUAUCAGAAACGUUGCUAAAGAGAUUGGUGUGGAUAUUGUUCAUAUUUGUCUUCCCCAUGACAGUACUGAAAAUGAGGUCAUAGGUGAAAUUGAAAAACUCAACGAGGAUCCUAGAAUUCAUGGCCUUCUCCUCCGCCUUUGUAGAGAAUCGUACACAAGCAAAAUAUUGAAUGCUGUGAAACCAGAGAAAGAUGUGAAUGGAAUAACAGAUUUUAAUUUGGCAAGAUUAGUGCAUGGAGACAUACGUGAAUGUGUGGUUCCCCCUACUGCCAGUGCAGUGAUCAAACUUCUGGAAAAGCAAGCAUGUACUACCCUAGAUGGGAAAAAAAUAUUACUUUUGGGCGUCCAAGGACCUUUGGAAGUUUCCUUGCAGUGUCUUCUUCAAAGAAAAGGGGUCAUGACUAUGAGCUUGUCAUGGAACAUGAAACAACUCCAGACAAUGCUUCGUGAUGCUGAUAUGAUGGUCGUGGGCAGUACCAAACCUAAAGAGAUCUCAGUGGCUUGGAAAAAUCCUGAGAUCACUACAGUGGAUUGUUCACAAGGCACUUUAUGGGGACAGAACACUUUUCGUGGACAUCCAACAAGAGGCAAUGAUUGCAAUCUAGGUGAGGCUGUAGAACAUCUGGCAUUGGCAAUAUGCAUGCAGAACUUGGUAAAACUCAGUGAGCUACAGAUAGCAGCCCAGCAGUCUAAGGAAUGGAAUCUAAGUUGCUUGAGUCUACAGCCCAUUUCACCUGUUCCCAGUGAUAUUGAAAUUUCCAGGGGACAGGCUCCAAAGCCUAUCCAUAUUCUUGCCAAAGAGAUAGGAUUGCUCACAGAAGAAAUUGAAAUCUAUGGCCAAACCAAAGCCAAAGUACGUCUUUCUCUGCUGGAAAGGUUGAAAGAUCAGCCAGAUGGAAAAUAUGUACUGGUUGCUGGGAUUACACCGACACCCCUUGGAGAAGGGAAGAGCACAGUGACAAUUGGCUUGGUCCAAGCACUGACAGCCCACCUUAAAAUAAAUUCCUUUGCCUGCCUGAGACAGCCUUCUCAAGGACCUACUUUUGGUGUUAAAGGAGGAGCAGCAGGAGGUGGAUAUUCUCAAGUCAUACCCAUGGAGGAGUUCAACCUUCACUUAACUGGUGAUAUUCAUGCCAUUACUGCAGCAAAUAAUUUGCUGGCUGCUGCCAUAGACGCUAGGACACUACACGAGAACACUCAGUCUGAUAAGAGGCUCGGAAUAACCAAAAUGGAUCCUAAAACAUUAACUGCAGAUGAGAUUAACAAAUUUGUGCGACUUGAUAUAGACACAUCUACAAUAACAUGGCAAAGAGUGGUGGAUACAAAUGAUAGAUUCCUUAGAAAAAUAACAAUUGGCCAAGCAAAUACAGAGAAGGGAUUUUCUCGCCAAACUCAGUUUGAUAUAGCUGUUGCAAGUGAAAUAAUGGCAAUAUUAGCAUUAACCAGUAGCCUGUCUGAUAUGAAAGAGAGACUGGGGAAGAUUGUAAUUGCUAAUAACACAAAAGGGCAACCUGUGACAGCAGAAGAUUUGGGAGUAACUGGUGCUUUGGCAGUUUUGAUGAAGGAUGCAAUUAAACCAACACUGAUGCAGACUUUGGAGGGUACUCCAGUUUUUGUGCAUGCAGGACCUUUUGCAAAUAUUGCACAUGGCAAUUCUUCAGUUUUGGCAGACAAGCUUGCCCUGAAAUUGGUCGGCAAAGAAGGAUUUGUAGUAACUGAAGCCGGUUUCGGUGCUGAUAUCGGAAUGGAGAAAUUCUUCAACAUCAAAUGCAGAGCUUCUGGCUUGAUUCCCAGUGUGGUUGUGCUUGUGGCUACAGUGAGGGCUUUGAAGAUGCAUGGAGGUGGGCCAAAUGUUAUAGCUGGAGUACCUCUUAAGAAAGAAUAUACGGAAGAGAAUCUCAAGUUGGUGUCAGAUGGUUGCAGCAACUUGCUGAAGCAAAUUCAAAUUACUCAGCAGUUUGGGGUUCCUGUUGUUCUGGCUCUUAAUGUUUUUAGAACGGACUCGCCUGCUGAGAUUAAUUUAGUCUGUGAGAUAGCCAAACAGUCUGGAGCUUUUGAUGCGGUCCCUUGCCGGCACUGGUCAGAGGGGGGCAGAGGAGCUAUGGAGUUGGCUGAAGCUGUAAGGAAAGCUGCUAACCAACAGAGCAACUUCAGAUAUCUGUAUGACCUAGAGCUUCCCAUAGUUGAAAAAAUAAGAAUCAUAGCUCAGAAGAUCUAUGGAGCUCAGGAUAUAGAGCUGUCUCCUGCAGCACAGUCUCAAAUAAAUUGUUACACCCAACAGGGAUUUGGGAAUUUACCUAUUUGCAUGGCAAAAACCCACCUGUCCCUUUCCCACAUGCCUGAGAAGAAAGGUGUUCCCACUGGGUUUGUUCUGCCUAUCAGCGACGUAAGAGCUAGUAUUGGAGCUGGAUUUAUUUAUCCACUGGUGGGAACGAUGACCACUAUGCCUGGAUUGCCCACAAGGCCUUGCUUCUAUGAUAUUGACCUGGACCCUGAUACAGAACAAGUAAAAGGGUUGUUUUGAAUGUUCAAGCUAAAACACAGCAUCAGAGUCUUGAGAGAAAAAUAUUGCAGUUUCUAUACUUCAAGAACCAAGAACGAAUCUGAAAGACAGUUAAAGCCUACAUUGGAAGAAUAUUGUGCUAGACUGAAGCAGGGUGAAUAAGUUCAUCUCUAAAGAAUUUUAUAUUGAAAACCAAAGCCAGAACAACCAAAAAAACCUGUUUCAUGCAACCCAUGCAAUGAACUGUUUUGCUGAACAUGCUGUUGCACUAAUUGUUUGCUGUAGUAGAUGUGAGGUCUGAAAGAGGGAUGUAUGCAUAGUGAUGGAGGGGGAAGUAACCACUCUUAAGUUAUAUUUGAACCAAUGUGCAAAAUGUUGAGGUUAAUGUCAAU